AACACGUCAAUAAAGGAAAGGAAAAGACACCGUCCGUGGCUGUAGUAUCCUUGUUUGCAAAACUUGAAGAAUACUAUGGAAUCGCGAUGUCAAUGCAGCAAAAAACAUUAUGGCUUAUCAGCAUUUCGAAUUGGAAAAACAACAUCUCAGUUCUUUUCCUAUUAUUGGCAGAACGAAAUUGGCUCGAUUUUUGCAGGUGAGCAUCUCCAUUUUAGUAUGGUUUGAUCUUCAAACUCCAACGCGUAUGAAUCAAAAAACUGGUUCGUUCCAUUGUUAUAUCGCAGCUUUAUCUAAUCCCGAAGCUAAAAAACUCUAUCAUGUUUACACAAAGAACUGUCGAACUGCCUUUUUAGUACGCGCUAAAGUUGUUCCAAGAAUGAUCUGUAUGAGUUGGAAAGCUGAAACAAACUGCAAUAGCCCGUUUCUGGGAUUAGAGUUUCAUAAAAAGUUCACUAUGUCAGUGAUACUCAUUGUAUUUUCUAGUAGUAGUAUUCAGCACAAAUACAAAAAUACCGGCCUUUGGUUUACACUUAAACGUGACGAUCAGUAUCAUAACAGAAAUGUUAUGUUCAAGCAUCAAUGAACAAUAAUAAUUUUUUCUGGGAAACAAAAAUAAUCUGAGUUUGGUAUGCCCGCGUGAGUGAAUGUAAGUGCCCCUUUUGUUGACCUUUUUGUUAAUUGUGGCGAAUUUCUGAAUCAAAUGAAAGUCCUUAUUUUUUCGAUUGACG
Molecule: messenger RNA, 728 nt
Organism: Mycotypha africana
Lineage: Eukaryota; Fungi; Mucoromycota; Mucoromycetes; Mucorales; Mycotyphaceae
Exons: 3
Coding region: 110-583 (157 amino acids)
Source: RefSeq, a predicted model, not a curated record